AGUGUUGUGCGUGCGAUGCAAGAGGCGAGCAAAGUAGACAUUACCAAUGUGAGGAAAACAUUUUGGGAUUGUAAAUGCCUUAUUAUUAUAGGCUGAUAAGCAGGUUCUGCUUCCAUUUCGCUAAGUCAGCCUCGGAAUAAUGUGGGUAAAACCACAAGAAGUUCUUCUUGCAAAUGCGUUAUGGGUAACCGAACAGGCAAAUCUAUAUUUCCUUCUUCAAAGGAGAAAAGGUCAUGGAAAAUCGAAAGGAUUGUCGUCAAUACUUGUUGGUACACUGGAUAGUGUCUUCGACACUAAGCCACCACCAUACAGGAUUCUGCACCAGACACCAACUUCCGAAGUAUAUUACCUGAUAGCAUGCUCUCUGACACAUGUGGAAAUUGAGAAGGAUUGGGAGUGGCUGCAGCGUAACCUGUCUAGCACACUGAGUUCAUUUGAUAAUGAAGAUGAUGUUACUGAAUUCGUCUGCUGCAAAAUUCAGUCUGUCAUAGCAAACAAUGUACCAGAUAAUCAAGGCAUUGAUGAUGAGGACACACAAUCGUUCAAAACUGUAUCUUUCAAGUUUCAUCGUCUUUUCAAUAUGCCUCCUGAAGAGAAACUGGUCAAUUAUUAUUCAUGCAGCUACUGGAAGGGUCGUAUGCCACGUCAGGGCUGGAUGUAUUUAUCCAUCCAUCACUUGUGCUUCUAUGCCUAUAUUCUUGGUCGUGAAACCAGAUUAGUUAUCAGGUGGACUGAUAUUACGGAACUUGACAAAACAAAUAGUCUGCUUUUCCCGGAUUCAAUUCGAAUUGCAACAAGGGAGAAGGAGUAUUACUUCUCAAUGUUUCUGCACAAAUCGGAGACAUUUGCCCUUAUGGAGCAGCUCACAAAUCUGGCAAUGAAACAGCUAAUUGAUGAAAAAGGGGGAUAUAACGAAGACAGAGAGCUGUUAAAUAAGUUAAGUAAGAAUGUACCAAAGAAGCCAUCAUUCCUGAAGCGUGAUCUUGAUGCUAGAGCUCACUCAGAAGCAUAUCGCUUGACAUUCCGGUUACCAGCUAGUGAGAAACUGGAUGGUAGUAUAGAUGCUACGCUAUGGACACCUUAUAACAAGCGGCAUGUUUGGGGACGCAUGUUUCUCUCCCAAAACUUCAUAUGCUUUAGCAGCAGGGUGAAAGGCUUGGUCAGUCUGGUAUUACCUUUGAAGGAUAUCAGCUUAGUAGAACGAGCAGAAAACCAGGCAUCGAAUCCAGCAGUAAAUAAUUCAGUUCUCAUCACUUCGGCAAACCACACAAGUUUCCUCUUCGCACAAAUUCAAGAUCGUGAUUUUGUUGUGCAAAAAAUCUCGGAGCUUCUUGCCAGGACAAGGCUUGCUGCACCGUCAGUGUACAAUUCAGAAAGUGCUCAUUCACCAACUUCAAGCAGUGGAAGCAUUAGUCAGGGAGAGGAAGCAAAACCAGUUGCUGUUGCGUACUUGCCGGAAUGGAACCCCCAGCCACCAAUGAUGACAUUGUUUAACUGUGAGACUUCGGCAGAAUAUGUUAAACAUCAGAAAGAGAAGUUGCGAAAAUGGGAAACCCAUUUUACGGAAUAUGGAAGAGGCGUAUCUAUGUAUCGAACCAGCGAGUUGGCAAGACUUGUACUAGGUGGUAUACCUGAUGAACUCAGAGCAGAAACGUGGAUGGCUUUUUCAGGUGCUGCAAAUGAAAUGGCAGCUAAUCCUGGUCUUUACAGACUACUUGUAGACCAGUCAUUAGGCAAACCAUCGACUGCAAAUGAUGAGAUAGAGAGAGACUUACAUCGUUCCCUACCUGAACAUCCAGCAUUCCAAUCAGAAGUUGGUAUCUCAGCACUGCGCAGGGUACUUUCUGCAUAUGCAUGGAGAAACCCACAGAUUGGUUACUGUCAGGCAAUGAACAUAGUUGCGUCAGUACUUCUGAUUUACUGCUCUGAAGAACAAGCAUUCUGGCAACUUGCAACACUUUGUGAGAGCUUGCUCCCAGACUACUACAACACUCGUGUAGUUGGAGCACUGGUAGACCAAGGUGUUUUGGAUGACCUCACAUUGGAACACCUACCUAGUCUACAUGCACGGCUCGAUGCACUAGGAAUGAUACGCAUGAUAUCUCUGUCAUGGUUUCUCACCAUUUUCCUCAGUGUGAUGCCAUAUGAAAGUGCUGUCAACAUAAUAGACUGCUUUUUCUAUGAUGGUGCAAAAGUCAUAUUUCAGGUAGCAUUGACUGUGCUGGAAGCCAAUCAGGAGAAACUACUGUCUUGCCAUGAUGAUGGAGAAGCCAUGCAACUUCUGGGAGAAUAUCUGGAGGGUGUGUAUAAUGAGGAAGGGCAUUCUGUGAGUCGCAACAAGGAUGCAGAACAAGUGAACAAGAGCAUAUCAGUGCAGAGCCUGCUGUAUGACGCCUACACGCACUAUGAUACUCUAACUGCUAACAGUAUAGAACGCCUCCGCUUGAAGUAUAGGUUAAGAGUUGUGCAGCAACUGGAGGAUGGCGUUGGUCGUAAUGUAAUCCGUAGUGUUGCAUCAGAGGGUUAUUUCACUACAGAAGAGUUGCAGGAUUUGCUGAUGCUUGUAAGAGAAGAGCUGUUGUCUCAACAGAGAGGGCCAUAUGAACGGUAUGAUCAAACACUGCCUCCAUAUGAGGCAUAUAGAGUGGAUCAGGAACUCUUUCGCCUACUUUUUGUUGGCCUUUCACCGUGGGGCAAAGGACCAGAAGCUCUCAUGGGCAGGAUUUUCAAGCUGCUGGACCACAAUAAUGAUGGACUGUUGAACUUUCGUGAACUGGUGGUCGCAUUGGGCCUCACUUGCACUGCUGACCUCACCCAGCGCCUAAAGCUACUCUAUAUGGUCCACUUACCCCCAGUCCUCAAUAUAGAGGACAUUGAGAGUCCCACGAACUCUGGUCGUCGAACAGCGACUCGGUCUGUUAUUGCAGAGGGUGGUGCUGAAGUUGCAGCGGAGGCCACAGACUUCUUUGACACAAUGCAGCAGAGUAUCACUUCUUUAGAAUCUGCAGAAGUUGACGACAGCAUGAGCAAUUCUCAAGGGGAGCAGUCACUGUGGGAGGUUCGCAGUCUCAGCAGUUUACGUUCUCUUGUGGAAAAGAAAGAUUCUCGUUCUCAGCUGAAAGCAGUGCCUCGUAUGGGACAACCACACUUCAUUGUACUGUGGAAGACAAUGUACGGUUUGUUUGAAGCACAGCCAGAGGACCAGGAGGUAUUUCACUGUAUUGCAAGUGUAGGAACACUGCUAUUACAGUUGGGAGAUGUUGGGAAAAAGUUCUAUCUUGAAAGGGAAGAAUCCGUAGAUAGCCUGGCUGAUGCUGCAGCUGCUCACUGGAGCUCACGAAUGGAACAGCCUGGGCCAGCUCUUGUAACCGCAACACCUGAUCGUAACGGAAACCCUGGGGUUAAUGGCAACAGCAAUAGCACUGCUGACCCAUAUUGGUCCAUCAGUAUUGAGCAGUUUCUAGCCACUGUACUAACAGGCCAACCAAUAGUUGAAUUCUUCAGCCAACGGACAUCUUUGGCAGAUGGAAUAAUGCGUCUCCGCGGCCGUCGCUUUAAUAGGCUGCAUAGUCUUACUGUUUAAAUGAGAUAAACAUUGUUUUUGUACAGUGGAACAGCUUUUCUAAGGCAGAUGUAGUGGCCUGUGUUAGUGUACAUGUUUUUAUAAAACAAAUAAUUGCAAGUGUAUUUUAUAAUGCUGGUAAUAGAAAUUUGUAUAUUUGCUGUAUUGUGGUAGUAGCUGGUAACAAGUCACUGAAGGCUUCCUUGGCAAACAAGAUGGAUAACUUUCCAUCAUACUGGUAUUUAUUUUUGUAAAACACACACACACACACACACAGAGUUUUGGUCAUUUUGCUGGAAUCAGUUUAUAUUUAUAAAAAUCAUUGUGUGAUAUCAGAAUUCGGAUAUUACAAUUAAAGGGCUCCAGGUGGUCCCUUAAAGGUUCAUUAAUGCAGAUAUAAUACAACAUAUUGAGCUCUGCUCUUAUAUGAUUUACAUGUACCUGGAGAAAACUCAUUUUCCUGGUACAUCCAGUGCUGUUUGAAUUGUGAAUAUUGACUAUUUGAUUUACUGACAAUACUGGUCACUGUAUAAAAUCCCAGACAUGCAGAAAUUGUAUCAAGUCUCUGUAAAAGUAAAAUGAAAUUUAUAGAAUUGCUAGUAGUUUAAAAGGCUGCAGAAACAGUGUCCAGUUUGUCAGGGUGUUAGUUUGCAUUAUUGAUUCUUUAUGGUGAUGUGAUAUCUUAAUUACAUUAAUAGAUCACUCAAAACUGGGAUUCUGUCUUAACUGUACACUUCUCCUAUGUAACCACAUGUACACACUCUGUUACUUCAUUUAUAGUAAAUAAAAACAGUUAUGAGAUACACUUAUUAGCAUAAAAGGUGCAGACAUUAGCAUGUACAUUGCUAUAAACAAAAUACCCUUGGUGUUUAAGUUGUUGGAGUAGUAAUCCAAAUGUGAAAACGUUUUUGUUUUUAAUAUUUGCUGAUAGAGAGUCAUUCCAGUUUCUAUGUGCAGAGAGAGGCAGACUGAGAGAAUGUGUAAUAGUAAUUAACUACAGACAAUAGUGCUUCUGUUGAAUGUUUAGCUCUUUAGGCCUAAGGCCAUUAAUGGGCUCCUUUUUUUUUUUUUUUUUUUUUUUUUUUUU
Messenger RNA from Schistocerca americana (American grasshopper), 4649 nucleotides. RefSeq names its product TBC1 domain family member 9 (gene Tbc1d8-9). Gene Ontology annotation, molecular function: calcium ion binding. The record is from RefSeq and is a predicted model, not a curated record. Bases 140 to 3583 code for a protein of 1147 amino acids. The transcript is spliced from 22 exons. NCBI's taxonomy places the organism in Eukaryota, Metazoa, Arthropoda, Insecta, Orthoptera, Acrididae.